This is a messenger RNA of Oppiella nova, 865 nucleotides long. The record is from the annotation of a GenBank genome assembly. Lineage: Eukaryota; Metazoa; Arthropoda; Arachnida; Sarcoptiformes; Oppiidae.
AUUUGAUUUAUGAAUUAAUUGAUUACUGACGGCACCGGCAGUGAACCCAAUGGCUUGUGUGGCGUUCACAGACGCCCCGUCCUCUGCCUCGUCCGAUGGUGGAAGUAGUGAUGACUUAUGCUAUGAGACGGGCGUUAACUUCGAGAAGGAGUCGGUUGUCGAGAGUCAGGAAUCGCCGCAAUCGCCGGUCUCUCCCCGAACCGGUCAACGCGUGCGCAGAGAGCGGACGCUAUCGCUGUCUAAGUCGGCGAAGUCGGCCACAAAGACGGACACAGUAUUGCGGACCAGACAGAGAACAAUCUACACGUCAGGCCGUCCGCCCUGGUAUGACACUCACGGCCAGUCCAUCGAGUGCUUUGUCAUCGGAAUAUGUGGCGGAAGUGCUUCGGGGAAGACAACAGUCGCUCAAAAGAUAAUCGAGGCGUUGGACGUGCCGUGGGUUACACUCCUCAGUCUCGACAGCUUUUAUAAAGUAUUAAACGAAGAUCAGCACCGGUUGGCCCAUAAUAAUGAGUACAACUUCGACCACCCGGAGUCCUUUGACUUGGACCUACUCGUUGAGACCUUACGUAAGCUGAAGGAAGGCAAACGAGUGGAGGUUCCCAUCUAUAACUUUGUCACACAUUCUCGAGAGAAGCAGACUAAGACUAUGUACGGCGCGAAUGUCAUCAUAUGUGAGGGAAUACUGAUAUUCGCCAACAAGACAUUGGUUGAUAUGAUGGAUAUGAAGGUGUUUAUCGACACCGACUCAGACAUACGACUGGCCAGACGUCUGCGUCGCGAUAUCACCGAAAGGGGCAGAGAUCUGGAGGGUGUCAUCAAACAGUACAACCAAUUCGUGAAACCCAUGUUUGACUUCUAUAUC